UCCGUUGUAACAGGACACGUGUAGCGGCUGGUCUCAGGUGCCGUUACCCGGUGUGUCCCGGUUAGGCUGUCCACACGUGCUGGUCACUGUGUGCUGCCUGUUGUUGUUGUUGUUCCGCUGUCUGCUCCCUGCUUCUCUCUGCCAGCCUUUCCCUCCGCCCCUUUUGUAAUCCUCUCCCUCCCUUUGUGUCUCGGUGGGCUCUGCUCACUGUACCACUUUCCGUACUGGCAGUGCAUGGCCCCCCAGCUCGGCGGGUGACCGGAUCGAGCGCAGACGACAGGUGUGAAGAUACGGCGUGUUGUGGAAGCCCCUCUCGCCACUCCACCUUCCCGACGUCACAAAUGCGACCAUGGGAGCUGGCAGUGAAUAGGUGGCCUCCCUCAGCCCCCAUUAACCAGCGGAGGUUCUUGGGGCCCUGCAGCACCCCUGCACAACUCAGACGAAGUCCUCCAGUAAGGCACCAGUGGGGACGCAGGGACAGACCUCAGAGUGUCUUUGGACAGGAUGAUGGUUUUGUGCGGCCAGCCUUCUUUCCUGUAGAUGAUCGUAGAGUCUUUGCCCUCAACAGUGCUCCACCACGAAUGCUUCAUCCCGCUACACACUCCACCCAACAAACACCAUUCAUGGUUGACCUCCACGAACAGGUGCACCAGGGACCUGUCCCUCUAUCCUAUACUGUUACAACAGUAACCACCCAAGGCUUCCCAUUGCACACCGGGCAGCACAUCCCAGGGUGUAGUACCCAGCAACUGCCAGCAUGUUCAGUCAUGUUCAGUGGGCAGCACUACCCUCUCUGCUGCCUGCCUCCUCCGUUGAUUCCGGGGUGCACCAUGCAGCAGCUUCCUGUUACGUACCAGCCAUUUCCCCCUCUACUCUCGGGGGAGCAUUACAUCUUACACCCGCACCCACCAAUGGCUCCGCAGCAGCCACCUCCUCUGGCUUCUCUAGCGCCAUUUGUUACCGUGCAGCCGCAGAGAAUGCCACUGCAGAGGAUAGACAAUGAGUUAGAUCUUCGAGGGGACCAACAUCACAUGGGCAACUUCCCAUUCCACCACUCCCACCCUGUGCCUGCACUGUCCCACUCAAUGCCCAUGCAUUACCUCUCCCAUGAUGCACUGCACCAGGAGCUUUCCUUUCCAGUGCCAUAUGCCCAUCUGAUGCCACGGCGACUGAAUGCCCAGCGAUAUCGUCUUCAGCAGCCACUGCCACCUCCCCCGCUGCCUCCUUCAUAUUACCCAAGUUUUCUGCCCUACUUCCUUUCUAUGCUUCCUGUGUCUCCCACCUCUGUUGGCCCAGCCAUAAGCCUAGAUUUGGAUGUGGAUGAUGUGGAAAUGGAAAACUACGAGGCAUUGCUGAAUUUAGCAGAGCGACUGGGAGAAGCAAAACCACGGGGACUCACUAAAGCCCACAUUGAGCAGCUUCCUUCUUAUCGCUUCAACCCAGAGAGCCACCAAUCUGAGCAGACACUCUGCGUGGUAUGCUUCAGUGACUUUGAGAGCCGACAACUCCUUAGAGUUUUACCCUGUAAUCAUGAGUUCCAUGCAAAGUGUGUUGAUAAGUGGCUUAAGUCAAACCGCACAUGUCCCAUAUGCCGGGCUGAUGCCUCUGAAGCUCACAGAGAUGGCGAGUGAAGAUUGAGCGUUUUCCCCUCGCCUCCUGCCGGUGCACAAACCCAGAGGGAUAAACACAAAAUAAACCAGCCUCCUUGUCUGACUCGGAUGCUUCAGCUUUCCUCUCCAUCUGCACCUGUCCUUCCGGCGAGGACACAGCAGUAUUGGAACUGGAGGUGGUGUCGAGUCACAUUCAAUGUUCUCCAUAUUAAUACCUCUGCACCUCUGUACUUCCCACCAUGCCCACAGGUUGUCACACUAGUGGGCUUAGGAAGUGAUUUCAGCUGUGUUGGAGAUGUAAAUGGAUGGGAUUCUUUCGCCCCCUUCCUUUAUAUUUUUUUCGAGGGUAGCUGAGGCUUACAAGAAAAAGACUGGGUCAUUAUGGCCAGUGCUAGCCCCAAAGGGUUUUGAGGCAUUACCAGGGACACCCUGUUUUUAAAACUUCUGCUGCCAAGCCCUUUUAGUUGAGGGAAAUUUCACCGCUGCUUUAUUUUCUUAAAUGUUUGCACUGGAGCCCUAAUUGGGGACAUUUUUUAAUUUCUUUUAAUUUUAAUGUCUCUUAGGUCAUUUCCUAAACCUUGAAUCCCUUCCCUAAUUACUUUUUUUUUUUUUUAAUCUUGGCAUUAGAUUGCCCUGUCUUUUAAUUAUGUAGCCAACCUUCAGCAUAGACAUGUUUGUGUCUUUUUUUUUAUUUUUUUUUGUGAUUUCCCAAUCCAUUCCAGCUUUUGUGGAAAUGCAGGAGAAGCCUUUGGAUCUAUAUACAUCAAUUCUUUUGGGAGAGCCGCAAUUGGUGGUUUUAAUAUUUCGGUGUUUGAAUUCAGAUAUGAAUUCACUUUAGUUUGGGUUAUCAAUUUAGGAGAGGAAAUCAAAUGAAAUACAGGUGCUCUUUACAUGAGGUACAGUAUCCUCCAGCGAUCUCUACCAGGUGGCAAAUGUGAGUGGAAGCCACUGUAUCCUUCCCAUUUCCAUCAGUUAAUUCAUUCCUCUCUGUGCCCAUACUCUAAACUGAGACUGGUUUAGACAAACGCAUUGCUAGGAGCAACCCAUUAAGUAAACAAUGGUGCUUUAAAUUCUCCUUUUUACAAAGUGAUGUAUGAAAAUGUAGUUGCAGUUAUGCCUUGCAAAUUAUCCCUAGUUUCACACUUUUAAUGAACAAACUGUCAAGUUAAUUGUUUUAAGACCCAAAGAUGGGUCAUUGUCUCCUAACAUGCUUUGUGCUCAUUAGUUGUGUAUAAUCCCUGUAUCAAGAGCCCUGGUAAUGCCUCUGCAAUAUAUUUUGUUAGGCAGCAGGUUCUCACACUUGCAGGUUGGUGUGAGCACAGGGUACUGUAGCACACCAAGUUAUGUACUGUGAGCGUGAUGCACUUGGUAUCCGCAUUAUCCCAUAAUGGUCCCUGUGUGUACUACACACAGGAACUUGGGUGAGCGGCUGCCUUAUUUAUCAACUUGUUUAGUUUGAAUUUGCAUGAUAGGACAGCAAUGAAAACCACACGAGCCAAUCAACCAUUUCCGGUCUGUGUGCGCAUUUAACGGUCAGGCAGAAAGACUACGUCUUUAUGUUUCACAAUAUGCAUGUCUGAGCAGCUUGGAAUAUGGUAUCUGCUAACCUUUGGCCGUCUGUGGAGUGACGUGAGGGGGGAGGGUGGGAAUGGGAUAAGCAUUAUAUAGGGGUAUGUAUCAUGCUGAGCUGAUUCCUGCUGUGCACUUGUUUGCCAAGCAGAAGGCACCUGAACUGUUUGUAGGGAUAUAUGAAUGUCUUGUUGCCUGUUAAGGUCACACUCGGGCAGGGAUUGUUUGCAUUGGGUUUAAGUUUUCAAAUGUUAUUUACAGUGAGGCCCACAACACCCAAGGAUAAUAACAAUGUAAAAUGCCUCUACAUAUGACUGCUCCUGCUUUAACGAUUUGUUUAUCUAAUCACUUAUUUUUUUACACCUACCAAUGCCUAGGUCUCCUUUAAAAUAAAGAUUGGUAGUGUGCAGGUAUCGCAUGGUCUAAUCUUCCCGGUCAAUGGAGCACUUGUAGUUAAAGGGACCCAACAUUAACUUUAUCAUUCAGUUUAAAUGUAAAAUGGUUUUGGAGCAAUGCAUGUCAGAUUUCAUAAAGGUAACUCUUGACAAGUUCAUAUAGUUUAUGUUGGCAAACUGAAUGUUACUACUCGAUGUGGUUCUUAGAAAAAUAAGAUAGAUCUCUCUUUCAUUCCCAGUUUAGGAUCCCAUUCACUUUUUUCUUUUUCCUCACUAAAAAAAUAAAAUACUCUGCUCUCAAAUAUUUAAAAGUUGAGUGCCAUGGCAUUUUAUAAACAGAAACUAUAGGGGGUAAAGAGGUUGCCUGAUUGAUUUGGCAAGGUUUCCUAGAUACCAGGGAAACUUUAACUGACCUUUCAAAUUAUCAAAUCUGACAAAUCUAUUGCUCCAAGAUUAUUUGACCACCUGGUUACUCUACUAAAUAUAUGGUAGUGUCCAUUUUAAGUUAUAGGACUUGGUGUGACAAUUUUCUGCUUGCUAAUCCUCAGAUAGGGGCAGUGGACUAGUGUUGGAUUCAGUCAGAUGUAAGACAUCAACGUAACAAAAAGUCUUUGUGUAGAUGCAAUAGUUCCCCUUUUAAUAGAUGGUAAAGAGGCUAGCCGAUGUCUAGGUCUCACUCCACUGACUUCGCUGUUCUCACUGGAGAGUGUAGGGCAUGUUGGUCAUCCAAUGUCUGUUGCGUUAUAAUGCACUGGAAGCACAGCUAUAUUUUAUAUGAAGUCAGAAGUGUUGAAGUGUCCAUUCAAGCAUGGAAAGAUAUCCCUCUUUCACAAUGUUGUGGCUUUUUUUUUUUUGUGUGUAGGUUUCCCCUGUAAUCUGAUUUAGGGUGGAUAGUCUCCAAUGGAACACAUUCAAUGCUGUUUACCUUGAGCAUUCUUUCAUUUAUUCAUCACCCCAAUAUUGCUUUUCUGUAACACAGCAGUUAGUCAGGGCACAGGGUUUUAAGCCAUACUCAAACAGCAAAAACUGUAGAGAAUUUUUAAAUGUUCCACAUGCUGGAGCGCGAUUGUAUCUUUGCCAUCAUCCCCAUUCCCUCAAACUAAUAAAAUGGUCACUGCUCCCUGAACAAAAUUUUAUUUUUUAAAACAGCUGUCACAAAAGGAGAUUGAUGUAGGCAGCACUGUCUGCAGCAGAAACGGAAUACAGCACACAAAUUACCAAAGGUCUUACUGUGUAAAUAGUUCAAUAUCAAUACAAUUUAUCACCAAACUCCGACUAGACAAAGGCGGCCACCUGCUGCCAGUCAGUUAAAUCACUUAGCUGCUGCAGAUGUUGACAAACCUUUUUACUACACAAAAUAAGGCUGCCUCCAACAGACAAGGGGUUAUAAAUUCAUCCCUGCUCCACUUGCUAGAGUACAUCUUGUUCUUCCACUAAUCGUGAUAGGAACCCUGCAAUCAUAGCUUGAGGGCUGCUGUAUGCUUAACGGAAGCACUUAAUCACCUCAUCAAUUGAAGUACAACUCAUUGAUUUAGGAUGUCUGCUGCAUACUUAUUUUCUGCUCUAUACCCCUAUGGUGGGAUACAAUGAACUGUUUACUGUAUCAUUCUAACCUCCCGGACCCCAUACUCGCACUGGGCUGACUUUUCAAUUAUUCCCUCCCACUAACAUUCCUGCCCCCAGAGUUGUGGCUUCCCUUACUCAGGGUCCCGGAGGUGUCUUCUGUGUUAGAACUUGUAUAUCUAUAUGUGUAUGCAUAUAUAGAUAUAUCUCUAUAUAUAAACUUUUUAUUUUUGGCUUUUGGUACUUGCACAUUUACUGGUUACCUCAUUUCCCAUGUAUGUAUUUGAAGAAAAAUGCUAAUAUAUAGAAAAUGGUUCUUGAAGCUAUCAAGUGUGUUUUUGGUUUUUAUUUUUUUCAUUCCAUUGGAAUAAUAUUGGUUUGUAGCAUUUAACAUAACUAGUAAUAUUGUAUUAUAUAUGUGUAUACUGAUUGAAAUUUUUAACAGAUUUGUACUUUUUUUAAAAUGAAAGUUGCUAGUUUUGCUUGACCUGGUAGUGCAAUCAUUUAUUUUUUUUUUAAUGUUGUGGCUGAAUUGAGAGGGUUCUUCACUAAUAAAUGUACAAGGACAAUAUCUACUCCA
Pelobates fuscus (common spadefoot toad) is the source of this 5717-nucleotide messenger RNA. RefSeq names its product ring finger protein 44 (gene RNF44). The transcript is spliced from 11 exons. Gene Ontology annotation, molecular function: ubiquitin protein ligase activity. Gene Ontology annotation, biological process: protein ubiquitination. NCBI's taxonomy places the organism in Eukaryota, Metazoa, Chordata, Amphibia, Anura, Pelobatidae. The record is from RefSeq and is a predicted model, not a curated record. The coding region runs from base 342 to 1631 and encodes 429 amino acids.